AUGCCCGAAUCAAUCAUCCUCAAGGGAGGCCACACAGCCGUCAAGCCCACCGCCACAUUUACCGGUGAUGUCUACGUCGACAUGAUUCAUAUGGAUGACAAAUCUGCUGUCGCCAAUGUCACUUUCACCCCUUGUGCGCGGACUCACUGGCAUACCCACGAGGACGGACAAUUCCUUAAGGUCGUGGCUGGUUCCGGCUGGAUCUGCGACAAGGGUGGUGAGCCCCGCCGCAUCAAAAUGGGAGACUUGAUUUGGGCUGAGCCGGGAACUACCCACUGGCAUGGAGCCGAUGAUGGUAGUAUCAUGACACACUUAGCUCUUGGUUUUGGAAAGACAACCUGGCUUGAUCCCGUUACCGAUGAGCAGUAUGGUGUUAAGAAGGAUUAA
Messenger RNA from Penicillium odoratum, 387 nucleotides. Its product is annotated as cupin domain-containing protein. The record is from RefSeq and is a predicted model, not a curated record. NCBI's taxonomy places the organism in Eukaryota, Fungi, Ascomycota, Eurotiomycetes, Eurotiales, Aspergillaceae. The transcript has a single exon. Bases 1 to 387 code for a protein of 128 amino acids.